Prorocentrum cordatum is the source of this 1954-nucleotide messenger RNA. NCBI's taxonomy places the organism in Eukaryota, Dinophyceae, Prorocentrales, Prorocentraceae. The record is from the annotation of a GenBank genome assembly.
AUGCUGCAUGAUACAUUGAUCAGCCUGGUCAUCGACUGCCCGGGAAUAUCUCUCAUCCAGGCGCAGAUCAGCAAGUCCGUAUUCCACCUGACCCGCGGGAUAGAAGCCAUAGGCAGCCAGGCGGCCCAGCCACUGGACGAAGAGGAAGAAGGACAGCCGCCGAAGAGGGCCAACACCUGCCACAGCGACCGGAGCCACAGCCUCAGCAGCACGGCCGACAACGGCGAGCACCGCGAGGGCGACCGCCGCAGCAACUACGCCGGGAACGGCGGCGGCAGCAGCGCCAGGAACGGCGAGAAGCUGCAGCGGACGACCGCGGCCAGCAGCAGCACCACGAGCAACACAGCGGCGGCGACCAGCAGCCCCAAGAGCAGCAAGCACAGCCAGCAACACCACAGCGACCACUGGGGGAAAGACCACGAGACCAGCAACACCACGCCAGCAGCACACAGUACCAAGACCAGCACCACGGCGGGGGAGAGCCCCAUUCCCACGGUAGGCGCCCGAGAGAGGCAGAGCGGCAGCGUGAACAGCAAGAUGAGGCGCGAGACUGCCGCAGUACCCCUGCGGACAGCCAGGGCCAAUCCAGUGGGUCGCGCUGGCUACAAGGGCCGCCUCCGGCAAGCCUACCACUUGCUGCUCCAAGGGGUCGUGCGCGCGGACGCUCUCUCCGGCGAGGACGGCAAACUGCAGAGGCUCAGGGCGUGGACGCUGCUGAUCCUUCUGCGGCGCGUGCUGCUGCAGAGGCCCGCCAGCGCCGGGGCACAUGGCGCCCCAGCCGCGCGCCACGUAGACGACGCCGAGGCGAGCCGCCAGCGCACCCUACAGAAGGCGAUGGCGCUGGUCAGGGCCGGCGGCCGCAGCGAAGCACGGAAGUUGCUGGCGUCGCGCGGGCUAGCGCCAGGCACGGCCGAGACGCUGGCUGAGCUGCGGGGCCCCGCUUGGCGCCCACCACUGCCCGCAGCCGCGCUGCCGUCAGCUGCGCGCGCUUUCCGCCCAGCCCGCCCGGUCGAGCUAGACCGCCGCAUCUGGACUGAGUACGUCCGCUCUGCGCCGAAGGGGUCUUCUAGCUUGCUGAGCGGCGCGAGCGGUGAGCUCCUCAAUUUGGCCGUGGACGAGGACAACACGCUCGAGCUCCACGCUGCCGUGGCGGAGGUGUACGCCCGGGCAGAAAUCCCAGUGAGAGUCGCCCGCGCCCUUGGCACUGGCCGCCUGGCCGCGUUGCUGGAGGACAACGGCCGCGCGCGAGGGAUAGUGGCAGGAGAUGCCUUCCGCGGGCUCGUCGCGAAGGCGCUCUCUCGGCAGUUUGGGGCCGAGGUGGACGACGCCUGCGCGGCUUUUUCCCAGUACGCGCUGUCGACGCGAGCUGGCACAGACAGCGCGGCCCACUCCCUCCGCGCCGCCACUGACGCUGGCACCGCCACGAUCGCGAGCAUCAACGGCAUUGCUUCCUUCGACCACGUGCGCCGCGACCGUCUGGUCGACUUCCCUGGGGCCUCUGCCUUGGUUCCCAUUUUGUGUUGCCCUCGGACGACCAGCCGCCCAGCCGUCCAGGUAUAUGUGGACAAACGACGCAGGAUUUGCGACGGGGGGGCGGAAGAGCAGGGCGACCCGCUUAUGCCAGCGCUGUAUCCCUUGACCACACACGGCGCCCUGGAGAGGGCGCGCACGCGCAGCUGCAACCUGGAGAGGAGCUGCUUGCUCACCUCGUCGACGUCGACCUCCCAUGCAGACCAGAGCGUGCCACUGCAGCUCAAUGCGGGAGGGUGGGCGGGCAUCGAGGCGAACCUGGGCCAGCGCCGCAUGUGGAACCGAAGCGGCUUCGAACCAGAAGUGCACCAGGCGCUGGGCACAGACGUGGGGGUCGGCGGCGCCCAGACACGGCCCAGAGUGGAGCAGGGGCCGAAGGUGGGACGGGGCUACCGCGCACCCGCCUACGGGCUCCACCUACCAG